This is a messenger RNA of Dicrocoelium dendriticum, 2660 nucleotides long. The record is from the annotation of a GenBank genome assembly. Lineage: Eukaryota; Metazoa; Platyhelminthes; Trematoda; Plagiorchiida; Dicrocoeliidae.
AAUUACAAGGCACCACGAUAUCCUUCACGCCUUUAAGCUCGCGGUUUGCAUCUGCUUCAGUGUCUACCCAGGAUGCUCUCAAGGCGUUCGUUGGUGAUCGUCCUUCUGGGACUUGCUGUUAUUUUUGCAUCCGUUUUUGGUGAACCGCCUUCUACUCAUUCUGGCGUAAACGUCGAGAAAACAAAUGAGGGUCUAUCCACUGCAUCCGACACAUUGGAUAAGGAGACCGGCUCCAGAUCUAUUCCAAAUGUGGAAACACAUGAUUUCCAAUCAGAAGUCCGAAAACUAAUGAAACUUAUCAUAAAUUCUUUGUAUACAAAUAAAGAAAUAUUUCUCCGAGAAUUGCUCUCGAAUGCAUCUGAUGCAUUGGACAAAAUGAGAAUACUUUCCUUGACUGAUUCAGAAGCACUUAGCGCAUUACCAGAUCUGUAUAUACGUGUUAAGUCUGACAAAGAUAGUCAAACAUUAGAGAUUACGGAUACUGGGAUCGGUAUGAGCAAGGAAGAUCUCAUUUCAAAUCUGGGCACCAUUGCAAAAUCGGGGACUUCCGAAUUCAUUUCUCAGCUAUCAGCUGACCAGUCCUCGAUAACCCCUGAUCUCAUCGGCCAGUUUGGUGUGGGCUUCUACUCGGCUUUCUUAGUUUCCGAUAAUGUCCAGGUUACUUCAAAGAAAGAUGGACAUGAACAAUAUGUUUGGGAGUCUAAUGCAGAUAACUUCAGUGUUUAUGAAGAUCCGCAAGGUGACACUCUUAAACGUGGCACCAGGAUCAGGUUGCGUUUGCACAAGGAAGCUUCUGAUUACUUGCAACAAGAGACGUUGGAGAAUCUUAUUAAGAAAUAUAGCCAAUUUGUCAGUUUUCCUAUUCAUUUGUGGUCCAGUAGAGAGGAGACUUUGGAAGGCGAAACUCCCCAAGAUACUGACGCGAACGUAGAGGAAGAGAAGAAAGAAGGUCAGAAAGAGAAGAAAACCAUUUGGGACUGGGUGCAUGUCAAUAAGCAAAAGCCCAUAUGGAAACGUGAUGCUGCUAAUAUAACGAGCGAUGAGUACAAGAGUCUUUAUCAGGCGCUUUCCGCUGAUCAGGCCGAGCCGCUUGGAAAGACACAUUUCAAAGCAGAGGGUGAUGUCGCCUUUACAUCAGUCCUUUUCAUACCUCAGCGUUCUCCUGGUGACGUCUUCAGCGUUAACUAUAACUAUAAGGAUAGGAUCAAACUCUACGUCCACCGCGUGUUCAUUUCGGCUGCUGCUGAGGAGCUCAUACCGAAAUACCUAGGUUUCGUGAUCGGACUAGUUGACAGCGAUGACCUACCGCUCAACGUUUCCAGAGAAAUGCUACAGCAAAAUCAGUUGGUGAAGGUUAUUCGUAAGAAGCUCGUCCGGAAAAUUAUCGAGAUGAUAACCAACCUGUCCGAAGAAGAUUUUGAGAAAUUUUGGAAACAGUACAGCGUCCACAUUAAACUUGGAAUGAUUGAUGAUCAUUCCAAUCGAGCUCGAUUGUCCAAGCUGCUGAGGUACCACACUUCCACGAGCGGUGAUAAGCUAGUUAGUCUAGCCGACUAUGUUUCACGUAUGAAAGAAAACCAGAAAGGUAUUUACUACCUCACCGGGCGUUCUGUCAAAGAAAAUAAAGCAUCUCCGCUUGUCGAGCGUUUGUUGGCUGAUGGAUACGAAGUCAUUUAUAUGAUCGAUCCACUGGACGAAUAUGUCCUGCAAUCCUUCACGGAAUAUGAGAAGAAGCCUCUCCAAAACGUGGCUAAGGAAGGAUUAGAAUUAGAAGAGUCCGAGUCGAUUAAAACACAAAAAGAAAAACAAAAGAAGGAGUUUAGUCAUCUUUUGGAUUGGUUAAAGGAUAAUGCUUUGAAGGGAAAGAUCGAAAAGGCGGAGCUAUCAGACCGCUUAAACGAGAGUCCUUGCGCCCUUGUCGCCACAAAGUAUGGUUGGUCUGGUAACAUGGAGAGAAUUAUGCGCGCUCAAGCACAUCAGAAGGGUGACGAUCUUUCCUCUGAUUACUAUGCCAACAUGAACAAGAUAUUCGAAAUCAACCCUAGACAUCCGAUCGUCAAAGAAAUGAAUGAGCGUGUAAAGAAUGAUGAGUCGGAUGAGGGAGCGAAAGAGACUGCCGAGCUAUUGCUCUAUGUCGCUACACUUCGUUCCGGCUAUAUGAUACCAGAUUCUGUCGAUUUUGCGCAAAAAGUUGAAAGAAUAAUGCGAAAAAACCUCGGCGUUGAUCAGUCCGAGCCAGUCGAGCCGGCCCCUGCUGAGUCUGUGGAACCAAAAAAUAUUGAAACCAAAUCGGACGAAGACGGUGAUGAGGUGGCAGAUACUCCGAAGUUUUCUGAGGAAACACCUGAAUCAGAUGAACACACAUCUACCAUUGGGGUAAGUCUGGUUCAUACUAUAGGGUAGUUUCUUCGCAUGUUCUUUGAAUGCACCUUGAAUGCUGAAUCAUUCUUUCACUUUUUACCCGGUGGUUAGGUUGACAAGACAAGCGAUCCUAAGGACGAGCUGUGAUCGGUUUCCUGCGUGUAUCCGUCCUCGGAACUGUGCGCCUGACUUAGUUCUCUAUUCAUUGCAUGUUAUGCAUGUACACUCUGAACACCCCCUUUCCCGUGUUGUAUGUUAACUGAUCAUCGUUUGUAAUACAUCAUUACACCUGAGCGUUU